Molecule: messenger RNA, 3892 nt
Organism: Patiria miniata (bat star)
Lineage: Eukaryota; Metazoa; Echinodermata; Asteroidea; Valvatida; Asterinidae
Gene: marchf5
Product: E3 ubiquitin-protein ligase MARCHF5-like
Exons: 5
Coding region: 338-1240 (300 amino acids)
Molecular function (GO): zinc ion binding
Source: RefSeq, a predicted model, not a curated record
UUAAAUUGAGUUGACCACGCGCCGCCAUUUUAUUUUUGAAGCUCACUAUAAUCGAGUUUCGUAGAAAAACUGUUUUUGAGGUAGAAUUAACUCCCUGUUCCUUGCUUAAAAGACGUUGUCAACAAUCCAGUCGACGUGCUGCAUGUUUUUGCCUCAUUCCAGAAAAAAGGCAUCUUUGAUUGAAAAGUGUCCAGUAAUUGACUCUUGCUGGAUGCAAGAAACACUGUUGCGGACAACCCCCUGAGUGAAUGAGGAUGAUGGCUAGGUGUUAUCUAUGAAGCUAGUGUAACAAAAACAAAUCCUGAUCGCAGAACGUGAGGAGAAAGCAGCAUCCACAAUGAGUGGCGAUGAGACAGGGGCCGGUGAUGAGGAGUGCAGGAAAAUGCCAUCCACUAGGAGUAGGAGCAUAGAUGACAGGAAAACCUGCUGGGUCUGCUUUGCCACAGAGGAUGACGACCGUUUAGCCCGCUGGACGAAGCCUUGCCGGUGUCGGGGCACCACCAAGUGGGUCCACCAGAUCUGCCUGCAGCGGUGGAUCGACGAGAAGCAGAGAGGCAACAGCACGGUCAAGGUGUCUUGUCCCCAGUGUAACACCGAGUACAUCAUCAUCUACCCUGACUUAGGUUCCAUGGUGUACAUCCUAGAUGUCCUGGACCGACUCAUCUACAAAGUCUGCCCCUUUGCCGCCGGGGGUAUCGUGGUGGGCUCCGUCUACUGGUCCGCGGUCACCUACGGCGCGGUGACCGUCAUGCAGGUGCUGGGCCACAAGGAAGGGCUGGACGUCAUGGAGCGGGCCGACCCGCUGUUCCUCCUGAUCGGCCUGCCCACCAUCCCCGUCAUGCUGAUCCUGUCCAAGAUGAUCCGGUGGGAGGACUACAUCCUUCGCCUCUGGCGCAAGCACUCCCCGAAGCUGCCCUUCUGGAGCUACUUCUUCCCCGAGCUCGGGGGCGGUAGCGUCUUGCCCCGGGUGCCCACCGAACUCAUGCCCAUGGCCGACCCUAUCUCGGCUACUCGGGUCCUGUGCGGGGCGCUGAUCUUCCCGACCAUUGCCACCAUGUGCGGGAAACUCAUGUUUGGAUCACUUCACUCCAAUCUACAGAGGACAGUGCUGGGUGGAAUAGCGUUUGUCACGAUUAAAGGGGCACUCAAGGUUUUCUACAAGCAGCACCAGUAUCUAAGGCAAGCGCACCGCACCAUUCAAGAUUUCCCCGAAGAAAAAGCCCAGGGACCUGCCCAAUAAUUACCCCUAAAACAAAACACAGAAACAAAAAAGAACACCCACUGUCAUUUUUUAAGUUUCUUUAAUAAAUAGCAUGGUUAGUUAAGAGCAGUUGCAAAUCCCUUCAUUUAUCACUCUUGUCACUACUCACUAAUCAUCUCUGUCUGUUCAACCCAGAAAUUUCUCGUCGAUUACAAGAUCUUUUAUUUAAUGGUUUCAUUGUUUGUUUUUAUUAAAUUUAGACGCUAAUUGUAAAUACCGUGCUGUACACAUAGCUUUUGAAAGAUAUUUGUAAAAAAAAAAUCAUAAGUAUAUACCAAUUUCUAUUUUUUUUUCUUAAAGGCUAAUGAUAACAUUGGCAAUGAUUUUAUUUCAAACUGAAAGUGUUAGAAGCUAACAAGCGUACAUUUUUUUUCUCCACACAUCCUUAUUGAACAUUUGUGGAAUCGGUCGAAAAUGCUAAUGUAUAAAAUGAUUGCAAUGGUUUACACGUCCGUGACAUUGUUUUGAAAUGUAAUGUACAGAUAAUUAUGUUUACUGUUUUUGUUUUCAUCUGUUUGUUCUGAUUUGAGUUUAUUUUGAGCUACCUAACCAUUAGAUAAUGCCUCUUGAUGUGAACCUCUUUGAAUUGAAUAUGUAUUCUGUACUCAUUUUGUGGGGGGACUAUAUAGCUCCCCUCUGUUGAUCAAAGCUGAAAUUACCUACACUUAAUUUGUCACGUUCCAAUAAAAAAGCUUGUAUUUUUUAUAUUCUCAGUAAAUAUCUUUUUAAUUUCCACCCCCAGACAAAGGGUACAUCUACUGAAUUUCAGUAAUGAUUGUUGCUUGUACUGAACUUUGAGAUAAUGCCUCAAGCAAUUAUGGUGCCCUCCGAUUUGUGCACAACCCCCGCAAGAGAAAAAAUGAAGCAAGACUGAAGAUAAAAGUAGGCUUGGACAAUAUUUAAAUAAUACCGUAUGGUGAUGAUAUUUUCUUGAUACCGAACAAUACCGAACGAUGUCAGAAUACCGAGCAACCGGAAACACUCAAUAUGGAAUUUCAGUACUGCAGUAUUCCCUCUAAAAUCUGGCCAGAUGUGUUCUAAGUCUUUCAAAAAGGAGAAAUAGAGACAAGUUGGCCAGAUCUCAACUAGAUUUUAUAAUAUGUUUUAUUUAAUUGUUUAAAAGUCUUUUUGGUCUAGAUAGACAAAAAUUGUGAAGUUGGACUAAUAACCGAUACUUUUGCUUACUAGCAAUCCAGCUGGGCCUUUGGAAUUCUUCUGACGCUGCCUGUUUGUGGUUUACCUAUCACCAUUUGUCUUAUUUUAUUUUGAUGACAUGGUAGUCCUCCCAGAAAAGUACCCGGUAUUACCGAGCACCGCGAUAUUUCUGUGACGAUAUACCGUCAACUCUCAAAUUUCAAUACCCAACAAUCCUAAAUCGUGGAUGACACCAGGUUCUGUAAAGUUGCUAUGGUAAGCAUAGGGUGAUGGGAUAUUUCCAUUCUUCUACAUUGGAUGCUGCAUGUAAGUUAUACUUGAUUCAAGUCAUGAUGUCUGUCCUGUUGUAUUCUCAUAACACAAAGAGAACAAAAAGGGCAAAGGCAUCAUGUAAAAACUGAUAUAGGUUGUUGGCUGUUGGCUGGAAUCAAGUCUACAUAUUACUAAUUAGCCUCGACCUUAAAUUUUGCUAAAUUUCCAUUGUAUGUACAUGUACUUGUAGCUGAUAAGGUAGAGUUAAAUGCAAUUCAUUUCAAAAGUGCUUUGCUUUGUAUCUUAACAUGCAUAUAGUUUUUGUUUGUUGUGUUUAUAUUCAUCAGAAAUUGAAAAAUGCAAAGUAGUGUUAAGAUUUUAGCUUAUUUAUUGAUUAUAUAAAUACAUGUAUAUUUAAUAAUGCAAAAUUAAAUUUGACUUCCUGGAAUGCUUGCUCUAGGAAAGCGGUUGUCUAGCUUGGCCGAACUGCUAAGCGAAAGAUAUUAAAUGGAAACUUUAUGCGCUAAACCAAAAAAAAAAGCUGUGACCAGUCACAAGCAGCAUACAUUGCAUGUACUUUUAGCUGGUGCCCCUGCUUUCUUUUGCUAAGCUGGACGAUUCUUAUUACCACAUAGCCUAUUUUGUACAUGAUUUUUUUUGUACAUGAUAUUGUAUAUCGCUUGAUGAUAUUGGCCUGUGUGUUUCACGACUUGUUCUUCGAAAUCAGAUUGGGAUUUCAUAUUUCAUUACCAGAAAAUAAAAAUAUCCUUCAGAAAAAUUGAUAGCUUCACUAUCCUCUUAAUAUAAAUAGGCUUAAAAAAUUACUUGAUGCAUAGAGAAAUAAAUCCUUCACUUGGCCGAAGAUCAUUUCUAUUUGUAGUUUUAAUUCGGCCAUGUUUUUGCUCAAAUAAAUUUUAAUUAAUUUUUUGGGCAGACCAACAGAAAAAUCAGACGGCAAGUUUUUGAAAAGUACCUGUGCAUGGCUGUACCAAAAACAAAAAAUUAAAAAAAAUCACAUUUAAAAAAAAUAAUUAAAUAAACAGCCUGUGUUUUACUCAAAUACUGCUCCUUUUGAUGUCUUUGUAAUUUACCAACCUGAUUUCAUUUUCGUGUUUUUUUUUACAGAGAUUUGUUGGAUUCCAAAGAUUCACUUGUAAUAUAAUUUCCUAAAGUCGAAAAAAAUAAAUGAAAGAAAUCACAUUUUCUGUGCAUUUCUAAACUCAA